Messenger RNA from Cornus florida, 3327 nucleotides. RefSeq names its product pentatricopeptide repeat-containing protein At1g76280. The record is from RefSeq and is a predicted model, not a curated record. The coding region runs from base 164 to 2647 and encodes 827 amino acids. Gene Ontology annotation, molecular function: protein binding. NCBI's taxonomy places the organism in Eukaryota, Viridiplantae, Streptophyta, Magnoliopsida, Cornales, Cornaceae. The transcript has 14 exons.
GGUCGAGAGACAGACAUGGGCCGGAAAUGUAUCAAGGAGGCCCAAAAUUCAUUUCGUCCCAGGUUUUAGCGAAAGACGCUGUAUUAGCCGACUCGCUGCCGUACCGGCGAUUCCUCUGCGCUUCUUCACUUCAACACAGCUCUUCUCAACAAAGUCCCAAAGCAUGCGCAGAUCUCUACUGACAAUCCGCUUGCAGUCAAUUGCACAGUCAUUUUGUAAAUCAAAGAGACAAAAAACUGUUGCUGACAAACUUGAAAACUUCCGAGCUUUCACAACCUCGACUGGUCGUGGUUGUUUAGGGUAUGAGGGGAAACCAUUUACGAGGUCAGUGCAGGUGCAAAUUGUUAAUGCUCUUCGCUGGGGUGAGAGAAGUAGAGCUUCCAGUCUGCUAUUAAAUCUUGGCUGCGGAAACCGUUCGUUAAGAGCUGAUGAUUUUCUUUAUAUCCUUGAGUAUUGUUCGCGGUCACCUGAUCCAUUGUUUGUCAUGGAGACUUGGAGAAUUAUGGGGGAACAGGAAGUUGACAUUGAUGAAAAAAGCUACCUUCUUAUCAUCCGAGCCCUUUGUAAAGGGGGUUACCUGGUGGAGGCAUUUAAUCUAAUAAAUGUUCUUGGAGAAAAUCAUGAUAUUUAUCCUAUUCUGCCUAUGUACAACAAUUUUUUGGGGGCUUGUGCUCGAAUGAAUAGUUUAAAUCAUGCCAAUGAUUGUUUGGAUUUGAUGGAGAGCAAAUUGGCGGGGAAAAAUGAAGUAACACAUGCAGAGCUUCUCAAGCUUGCAGUUUUGCAGCAAAAUUUGUCUGCAGUCCAUGGUAUUUGGAAGGAGUAUAUCAAAAACUAUAGUCCCAGCAUUAUCUCUCUUCGAAAGUUUGUAUGGUCCUUUACAAGUUUGAGAGAUUUGGAAUCUGCAUAUGAAAUCUUGCAGCAUAUGGUGGCUUUGGCUUUCCGGGGAGGCUUUGUUAUCGCGAAAACUUCUGAAGGAAAGUUGUAUACUUCUAGAUUGGACAUUCCUAUACCUUCCAACAAUCACUGGAGCUUGAAAAGAUGUAGCAAGGAGAAUGAAAACUUUGAAAUCUCUAUCCAAACAAACUGUAAGGAAAUAGAUACUCACACGAGUACCAGUGGGCAAUGCGCUGUUCUUUGCAUGGGAAGGAAAGAAGUUGAGAAUUUUGGGCCGAGUAUGCUAAAGAAACAUAUAAGUGUGCCUGUCAUGAAAAUCUUGAGGUGGGCUUUUAAUGAUGUGAUACGUGGUUGUGCACAAACUUUAAAUUGUCGAUUGGCAGAGCAGUUAAUUUUACAGAUGCAAAAUCUUGGUGUGGAACUGUCGUGCAAUACAUACGAUGGCUUCAUGAGAGCCAUUGUUUCUGAAAAGGGUUUCCAUGAAGGUCUGGAAAUGUUAAAGGUAAUGCAACAGAAGGAUUUGAAGCCAUAUGAUUCCACUCUUGCAACCAUAUCCGUAGGUUGCAGCAAAAGUUUAGAACUCAAUUUAGCUGAGGCAUUACUGGAUCAAAUUUCCAAAAGCCCUAGUGUUUAUCCUUAUAAUGCUUUUCUUGAAGCAUGCGACAGACUGGAUCAACCUGAACGUGCUGUACAAAUAUUGGCUAAAAUGAAACAGAUGAAGCUUCAUCCAGAUAUCAGGACAUAUGAGCUAUUGUUUUCUUUGUUUGGUAAUGUGAAUGCACCGUAUGAAGUGGGCAAUAUGUUGUCACAGGUGGAGGUUGCUAAAAGGAUACACGCUAUAGAAUUGGAUAUGGAAAAAUACGGCAUUCAGCACAGUCUUUUAUCAAUGAAGAACUUGCUGAAAGCACUUGGAGCAGAGGGAAUGACAAGGGAGAUGAUCCAAUACUUGCGUAUGGCAGAGAAUCAGUUCUCUCUUGGGAACUCUUAUCUGGGAACACUGAUUUACAAUACGGUCUUGCAUUCUCUAGUUGAGGCUAAAGAAAGUCGCAGUGCUUUGGAAAUUUUUAAAACUAUGAAAUCAUGUGGUUUUGUGCCAGAUGCUGCUACAUAUACUAUUAUGAUUGAUUGCUGCAGCAUUAUAAGAUGUUUCAAAACUGCUUGUGCUCUAGUUUCAAUGAUGGUGCGUGAUGGUUUUUAUCUACAGGCAGCAACUUACACUGCUCUUUUAAAGAUUCUGUUGGGAUGUGAAGAUUUCAAUGGAGCGUUAGAUCUUCUGGAUCAAGGAAACUUAGACGGAAUCCAACCUGAUGUACUGUUAUUCAACACCAUUCUUCAAAAAGCAUGUGAAAAGGGAAGAAUCGACAUAAUUGAGCUUAUUGUCGAACGGAUGCACCAAGAAAAAAUCCAGCCUGAUCCAUCAACUUGCUCCUUUGUGUUCUCUGCUUAUGUGGACCGUGGUUUUGACAGCACGGCUGUGGAAGCAUUGCAGGUCCUGAGUAUGCGAAUGAUAUCUGAAGAGGAUGUCACCCUCGAAGAAAAGAGAAUGGAAUACGAGGAGGCUUUUAUCCUUGCUGAAGACUUGGAUGCUGAAUCACGAAUACUUGAGCUUUUCAAAGAUUCCGAGGAGAAGAUUGCUGCUGCACUUCUGAAUUUAAGAUGGUGUGCCAUAGCUGGAUUCCCAGUUUCAUGGUCACCGAAUCAAACUUUGUGGGCCACGAGGCUUUCAAGUAAUGUAUUGACAAAUGUCGUCUGAUCCUUCAUGGUUAAGAGAACUCAUUUGGUUUAAAGGAUGAUUAUCGCUUACUUGAGGAGCUGAUUCAGAUUAUUGGUGGUGGUUCCUGCUUGGAAAGUAGAAUAGCCAUUUUAAGUCAUGGCUAGAAAUAAAAAACACCACGCCUCAGAAUUGCUGAUUCUGUAGAAUUUCUAGAGUAAAGCUGCCAGUAGGCUUGCAUUGCCUAAGAAGUGCUGAUGUUCACAAUCUAUAUAAGCAUGGGAGAGGUAUUUGAUCCAGAAGGCAAAUAAUGUGCACCCUUACCCGCCAUUGCGUUCAAGGACUCAGUUCUAUAAAAUUGACAAGGCAACCUUUUUUGGGUUUCGGUAUGGAGGUGGCUUUUGGAACAAGUCUAUCGUAAAGAGGCUUUUACUGUAAGUUCGCGAGCUCGUCCAGGAUCGAGGGGGCACAGCCUCAUGUGAUGGCAAGAGCUCCACAUGAGUGCACUUAGCACUAGCUUUUUCCUUUUGUAACUUAUGUUGUAAUUUGCAAGAUUAUAAAAUGUAUAUUUGGUUUCCAGAAGCGGUUCUAUAUCCAUCUAUAUCGGAUAAAGGCAAGGAUGAUGAAGAAGAAGAAGCAGGUUGUGUAGGUUUUCUUUGUUGUUGUUUUUAUAUUGGUGAUAACUGGUAUCAAUAUAAAGAGAGGGAUUCCUUUUCUGUUUU